This is a messenger RNA of Pipistrellus nathusii (Nathusius's pipistrelle), 426 nucleotides long. NCBI's taxonomy places the organism in Eukaryota, Metazoa, Chordata, Mammalia, Chiroptera, Vespertilionidae. The record is from the annotation of a GenBank genome assembly.
AUGGCAGCCUUAUCUCAGCUCAAAAUGAACUAUAUGCCCGGCACCGCCAGCCUCAUCGAGGACAUCGACAAAAAGCACUUGGUCCUACUUCGAGAUGGAAGGACACUUAUAGGCUUUUUGAGAAGCAUUGACCAAUUUGCUAAUUUAGUGCUACAUCAGACUGUGGAGCGUAUUCAUGUGGGCAAAAAAUACGGUGAUAUUCCUCGAGGGAUUUUUGUGGUCAGAGGAGAAAAUGUGGUCCUACUAGGAGAAAUAGACUUGGAAAAGGAGAGUGACACACCCUUGCAGCAAGUGUCCAUUGAAGACAUCCUAGAAGAACAAAGGAUAGAACAGCAGACCAAGCUGGAAAACGAGAAGAUGAAAGUUCAGGCUCUUAAAGAUCGAGGUCUCUCCAUUCCUCGAGCAGACACUCUUGAUGAGUAUUAA